AAUAUAGGCUGCAAUUACUCCAAUCUCGUUCUCUCCGAAACUUCUCUGCUUUCGAUCCAAAACUCAAGCUUCCAUGGCAACCAUCAAGUCCGUCAAGGCCCGUCAGAUCUUCGACAGCCGUGGCAAUCCUACGGUCGAGGUUGAUGUGCAUUUGUCCGAUGGUCUCUGGGCUAGGGCUGCUGUUCCGAGCGGUGCCUCGACCGGAAUCUAUGAGGCUCUUGAAAUGAGGGAUGGAGGCUCAGAUUAUCUUGGAAAGGGUGUUUCAAAGGCUGUUAACAAUGUGAACUCUGUUAUUGGCCCUGCUCUUGUUGGCAAGGACCCAACUGAUCAAACUGGAAUUGAUAACUGCAUGGUUCAGCAACUAGAUGGAACUCAGAAUGAGUGGGGUUGGUGCAAGCAAAAGCUUGGAGCAAAUGCUAUCCUAGCAGUGUCUCUUGCAGUAUGCAAAGCUGGUGCUGCUGUCAAAAAUAUUCCCCUCUACCAGCACAUUGCAAACCUUGCUGGUAACAAGAAGUUGGUCCUGCCAGUCCCUGCUUUUAAUGUCAUUAAUGGUGGAUCCCAUGCUGGAAACAAACUUGCUAUGCAGGAAUUUAUGAUUCUUCCUGUUGGAGCCUCUAGCUUCAAAGAGGCCAUGAAGAUGGGUUGUGAAGUAUACCACCACUUGAAGGCUGUAAUCAAGAAGAAAUAUGGACAGGAUGCCACCAACGUAGGUGAUGAGGGUGGCUUUGCUCCUAACAUCCAGGAGAACAAGGAAGGUCUUGAAUUGCUUAAGACUGCUAUUGAAAAGGCAGGAUAUACUGGAAAAGUUGUUAUUGGAAUGGAUGUUGCUGCAUCAGAAUUCUAUGGGAAGGACAAGACUUAUGAUUUGAACUUCAAAGAGGAGAACAACAAUGGUUCACAAAAGAUCUCAGGUGACCAACUCAAGGAUCUCUACAAAUCAUUUGUGUCUGAGUACCCUAUUGUUUCAAUUGAAGAUCCAUUUGACCAAGAUGACUGGGAAACCUAUGCUAAGCUCACUGCUGAGAUUGGAGAGAAAGUGCAGAUUGUGGGAGAUGAUCUCCUAGUCACCAAUCCUAAGAGAGUUGCCAAGGCAAUUGAGGGGAAAACAUGCAAUGCUCUUCUUCUAAAGGUUAACCAAAUUGGAUCUGUGACUGAGAGUAUUGAAGCUGUAAAAAUGUCUAAGAAGGCUGGUUGGGGUGUUAUGACAAGUCACCGCAGUGGAGAGACAGAGGAUACCUUUAUUGCUGAUCUUGCUGUGGGUUUGGCAACGGGUUAAAUUAAGACCGGAGCUCCCUGCAGAUCAGAGCGUCUGGCCAAGUACAACCAGCUCUUGAGAAUUGAGGAGGAACUCGGAUCAGCAGCUGUCUAUGCUGGGGCGAGCUUCCGCAAGCCUGUUGAACCCUACUAGAUAGGUAACCAAGAGUUAAUGCAGCAUUCUGCUGUUAGAUGUAACAUCAGCUUGGAAAUGAAGCCCUGCAGUGCAGCAAUGGUCAUGUUAGGAUAGUCUGUGACACAGUUUUAUAUAAUGAAAGAAUAAUCUCGUAGAUUCGAAGUUUUGUUAUGAGGAUUGAACUGCUGAACUGAGCAGUUCCCGUCGGCUGUAUUUCUUAUCUACCACUGGCAGUUUGAUAGUUUUUGACUAUUGCAAACCUUGUUUUCAAUUUUUUUGUUCUGGAUUUUGGCAGUUCACUUGGUUUCGGUAGCAGCCAGCAUUUUCAACAA
This is a messenger RNA of Ipomoea nil (Japanese morning glory), 1722 nucleotides long. Its product is annotated as enolase-like. The coding region runs from base 74 to 1276 and encodes 400 amino acids. Gene Ontology annotation, biological process: glycolytic process. The record is from RefSeq and is a predicted model, not a curated record. Lineage: Eukaryota; Viridiplantae; Streptophyta; Magnoliopsida; Solanales; Convolvulaceae. Gene Ontology annotation, molecular function: phosphopyruvate hydratase activity; magnesium ion binding. The transcript has 16 exons. Gene Ontology annotation, cellular component: phosphopyruvate hydratase complex.